Molecule: messenger RNA, 806 nt
Organism: Cebus imitator (Panamanian white-faced capuchin)
Lineage: Eukaryota; Metazoa; Chordata; Mammalia; Primates; Cebidae
Gene: FTCDNL1
Product: formiminotransferase cyclodeaminase N-terminal like
Molecular function (GO): folic acid binding; transferase activity
Source: RefSeq, a predicted model, not a curated record
AGGCUGCGCGCGGGACACGCGCGGCGACACGGGAUAGACUGCUGCGCUGCCCCACCGCCCAUCCGCGCGCGCUAGUCGGCUGCCCUUCCAAACCGCCGAGCGGCAGGCGUGGCCGCUGAUUCUAGAGCCUGGCAGCGGCGCGCAGCCGCCGGCUGUCCCUCACUCCCAGGCGCAACAACCUUGCGCCCUCGCAGCCGCUGCGUCCCGCGAGACCUAUGGGGAGGCAGGGAGUCACUUCGGUUUCCCCUUCAGCCCACGUGGCCCUGGGACACCACCCAGGAACCCAGGCGGGACUGCGCUGGGAGUCCCAGUAGCGGGGUUCUGAUCCCCGCACGCGUUGCCGCGGCCUGGCGAGCCUCCUUGCGGCCUCCCAGCGCCGGUGGGGUGCGUGCGCCGGGGGCAGAAAAAUCAUGUCUUCCUCCAGAGUGGGGCUUCAUUUGCCUGCCUGUUUACUAAACAUUUCAGAAGCCAGAAGAAAAUACAUUGUUGAGAACACAGCAAAAGUAGCUCUUCUUGACAAAAAUGGGAAGAAACAUCCUUUAGUGUCAGUGCUCAAUAUAUUUUCUGAUCAAGACUACAAUAGAUCAGUCAUUACAAUAGCAGCUUCUGUUGAUCAGUUGGGCCUUGCUGAGGAUCUGGUGCUGCACGUCUUUGGUGAAGCUGACAUGCCUGAGAAGCACAGCCUUGUCCAGAGAAGGAAGCAGCUGGGCUGGUUCAUGAGGAGGGAUCCCAGUGCUCUUCAGCCUGACCUGGGAGCUGCCCCUGCCCGAAGAUGUGGUUUAACAGCUUGCUUCAGGGCGUUGUGA